GCUGUCAAACUGGCUCGCUAACUUGUGAGCCGAGGGUCACUCGACUCACGUUUGGUAUGUUCAUGUGUAUCGGUACUCACGUCGAGAACAAGCAGACCCGUGUAACUUGACCAUAUCUAAACAUAGGUUUUGCAAGGCAAGAGGAAAUAGCAGCCCGCUCAGAAUUUGCUGCGCCAUGUAUAGAAGCCAACAUGGCGGAAGAAAGCCGUAUGAAUCUAGCUGCAUUACAGCAAAGAGAUCCGUACAUAACGGAAAUUAUCGACAAAGCUGUGAAAGUUACUCUCUACAAGUUUUCACAACAGAUGUCGAAAUGGAGUGUUACUGAUAUUGAAGGCUCUCUGUUUGUGUAUAGAAGAUCAGCAAGCCCCUCCUAUGGUUUGAUGAUACUCAAUAGGAAAGAUCUAAAUAACCUUGUUCAACCUUUGACCAACCAGGUUGAAUUCCAUCUCAAUACUCCAUUCCUCCUCUUUAAGAAACUCUCAGAUGAUCUGGAAGAUGCUAUUUUAGGCAUUUGGUUUGUUGAUACUGGAGAAUGUAUAAGGCUGACUGAAAAAAUUCAAAGAAUUCUGCGUGAGGUGUCUGGUCGAGGUGAAGAAAAAUGUUCUAACAUGGAUGGAGUGUCUGCCCGGUGCCUGGAAGGCAAAUCUGUUGAAGCUGGUCAAAAUAUUUUAAGUUUAUUAACAAAUGCUCAAAAAACAUAUGAUCAAGAACAUGGGGCCACAUACGAACAGACAGAUCCUAGGCCUAUCAAGCAUCCUAGUGGCGAUGCCUCGGGUAUGUCACAGAUCUCCUUAGCUGACUUGUUCCGAACAGUUAAUCUACACAGUGCCAAAGCUGGAAUGGUGGAUACUGCAACAGACACACCUAAACAUCCUGUAUUUGGAAGAUCCUUGUCAGUAGCAGAGGUUGAGGCCCAGCCUGUAGAUAACAGACAUCCAAUACUCAAACUGAUUUCAUCUAAAACAGUGGAGGAAAUAGAGAAACAGCAUAUAGAGGAGGAGCACAAGAGAUUAAAGGGAGGUGGAGGAAGUGCUGGUAACUCUGGCCACUCACCAGGUGGACACCAGACUGAAGGUGGCAUUGAUCUGAUGCAGCUCUUGCGGCAAGGUGCAGCCAAGCAGUCCAUCAAGUCACUGGGUGUUGAAGGGGACAGUGGGGAUAAGGGCAGCAGUCUGACAUCAGAUGGGGCAGCGGCUGUGAAAAAACUCAUUAACAUGCAAGACCCCAAAUUUGGCACCAACAGAGGAUUUAUACCAGUGGCCGCAGCCAGCCAGUGUGAGAGCUACCCUGCCAUGCCAGACGCCCCAUUGGCUGAGGACAUCCAUGGAGACAAGAAGAAAGACAACUCUGCUUUAUUUCCUAUCAUGCUCAAACCCAGCGACCUGGAUCCAAGUCUUGGAAAAUCUAAAUCGCCUCCAGCCUUUACAGCCCUGCUGACCCCACAAGCUUUUUUAGAUCGCCCUUUCCAAGAUGCCAUGACUCCACCACCCUCGUCAGGUCUAGCUCCACUCACUAGAGACCAGCUCCAACAGGCUAUGUUACAUCUUAUUAAAAAUGAUAGUAAUUUUGUGAGCACACUACAUGCUGCGUACUUAGAGAGUUUUCAUGCUGCCACUGGCAACAAGUUGUAGCACAGGUCAGGUUGCAACAUAUAGGCCUACAUCACCAUCUGGUCAACCUACCUUCACUGUUGGGUCAUCACACUGGUCACCCAGCUGGUGAUCAGGACUAAAUUGGUAGAGCUCCAUCUUUAAUUUAUUGGACUAGCAGUCUCAGUACCACAGUUGUGUUCAGGUGCCAUACAGCAUUCAGUGGUGUGGUCAGGUUGCCUGGGCUCACGCAACAUUUUUAUUGUCACAGCUGGAACACUUUUUAUACAAACACUAAAGAGGUGCCAUUUUACCCUUGCAUAGAACAAUAGAAUAACAAAUGUGUUUUCAUGGAAUUGUCGGGAUACCUGUGUAAGAUAAGUUCAUUUUGUCAGUCAUGUGAGUGAUUAGUGCAAUUAUUUCUGUCUUUGUGAGUGAUGGUGCAAGUAAUUCUGACUGUGAGUGAUUGGUGCAACUUAUGCCAUUCAUGUGAGUGAUUAAUGCAACACAUAAUGUGUGACUAUUGGUGCAACAGGUUCUGUGUGAUUUGUGCUAUAAGUUCUGUUUGGUGUAUGAUUUGUGCUACAAGUUCUGUUUGGUGUGUGAUUUGUGCUACAAGUUCUGUUUGGUGUGUGAUUGUUGCUACAUGCUCUGUGUGAUUAGUGCAACAAGUUCUUUUUGUGUGAUUGGUGCUACAAGUUCUGUGUGAUUGGUGCAUGGUACUGGGUUAACGUCAAUGAAAUUUUUUUAAACUGGUGUUACAAUAUCAACAUUGAUGUGUAACUAAUGCAUUUGUUGCUGUUGAAACCUACUGCUAUUCAGUGUAAGGGUCUUGAGCUUAACCCCUUCUGGCUCUGUGAUAUUGUUGAAAGGUUCAUCAAUGUUAAGCACAGUCUUCAUGGGGAGAAUAUUAUUUAUAUGAAUGUAAAGUUGCGGAAUUAAAUUUUACAAAUGUUUACCAUGUUGUGAUUUGUGCCAAUAAAUGUCAUGUAGUCAAUUUC
This is a messenger RNA of Physella acuta, 2590 nucleotides long. Its product is annotated as mRNA-decapping enzyme 1A. Gene Ontology annotation, cellular component: P-body. The record is from RefSeq and is a predicted model, not a curated record. Gene Ontology annotation, molecular function: enzyme activator activity; mRNA binding. Lineage: Eukaryota; Metazoa; Mollusca; Gastropoda; Physidae. Gene Ontology annotation, biological process: deadenylation-dependent decapping of nuclear-transcribed mRNA; deadenylation-independent decapping of nuclear-transcribed mRNA; positive regulation of catalytic activity.